AUGUCGGUGCCCGAGUCUGCCAUUGUGGACAUCCUCACCUCGCCAAUCUACCGGUCUGUCUCGUCCAAGGCUGCUGCACUGGCUCACCUCUUUGCCUCGUCUGCUGCUCCGCUCUCGGCUGCUCUUGCUGCCACCCAGGCUGACCAUGCCGCUGCGCAGGCGUCCUUCACUCGCCUGCUGGCCGCGCUCGACCACGAUCCGUCCAUGCUGUCUCGCGCUGCCUCCGCCUCGCCACCCCGCCGGCCGCGCCAACCUCUGGCCUCGCCGCUUGCUGGACUCGCGCCACUGCCACCCAUCGCAGCAUCGCUGUCGACACCUGCGCUGUCGCCGUCGUCAUCGCCAUCGCCGCCACGAUCGACUGCUGCGUCGCCAGAGCCGUCACUGACUCUUUCGCUGCAGGCAACGCCUGCGAUGGGUGCAGCGCGCUGCAGUGAGCUGGUUGCCCGUCCGCGAGCCGGUGUUGAGCUGCGGCUGGGUGAUGGGAGCGACGGCUCGGGUUCGUCGGGCCUGCAUCUGCUGGUCAUGGCGUUGCUGGCUUCGGACCAGGCGGCACUGGCGCUGCUGGCGGCACAAGACUGUGGCGUCUUUGACGUUGUCACCUACUACUCUGGUGGCCUGCACCUCGAUUCGCGCGCAUAUGAGGGCCGGAUGGACCGACUCCCUGUCGAGACCGUCUUUGACAAAAUCUUUUACGACGCGGUCGUCUCAUCGGCGCUCGACGGCAAGACGAUUGAGGCGCUCUCGCACCAGCUCGACACGGUCUCACCCGUUCGCGCCCUGCUCAAGGCCGCAGGCCUCGCGGUGACCUCCAAGUACGAGGUGCUCUCGCCGGGCGCGCGAGCCCGGUUUGCCACCUCGGCACAGUCGCUGGCGCCGCACUGCGUUCCGGUGAUCGUGCACGGCAAGGCCGAGGGUCCGCGGACCGAGGCCAGCAUCACAUACACCAACGUCAAGGUGCGGUUCCAUGCCGGCGCGGUUGAUGUGGCGCUCGCCGACGGCGACGACGCCGUCCACCCGCUCCAUGGCGUCAUCAUCGCCCUUGUCGCGUCUGAUGCUGCCCAGCUCGACGAGUGUGGCCGCAUGCUCUCGCUCCCGGUGGGGACCGCGACAGUGACCGUCUCGGCACCGCUUGUCCGCGACGGCGCAUCGGGCAUGCUCGAGCUGGCGCGGGUCCGGACCGAGCUUGCUCUCGAGUUCAAGGCAGAGACCAAGGACAACGAGGCGAUGCUCCGGCUGCUCCGCGGCGAGGUGCUCAAGCGGUCGCCUGUCCGGCUCGUCCUCGCGGCUGCUGGCGUGGCGCUCACUGAUGUGUGGACGUUGACUGAGAGCACUUCGUCGAUGGUCGGCAGUGGGCUGGCGGUCGGCGGACCGGCCGCGGGCAUUGCCGCCGCGUACGACCCUUUCUCCAUCGCCGACGCCGAGACCCGGCGGCGUAUCCAUGCUGCGUUUGUCAAGUGCGACUCGGACGGCUCAUCGUUUAUCGACCGCUCCGAGUUUCGCCAGCUCGCGUACAUGAUGGGCGUUCUACUGACCGAGAGCGAGCUCGACGCCGCGCUGGCCGCCAUCGACCUCGACAACGACGCGCAGAUCUCCGAGGCCGAGUUUGCCAAGUGGUGGCUGGCCGGCAUGCCCGGCUUUGGCGCGGCUGGCCCCGACGAGUCCGGCCUCGCUCUUGGCCACCAGCGCCACACCACGGACGGAAACCUCACUGCGCUCAAGCUCAAGCUCUCGUCGCAGGUCUUCUCCAAGCAAUCGUCGUUUGUGCUGCGGUCAGUCCGCUCGGCGGCGUCCGAGCUCGAGCUCGAGCGGGCCGCUGAGCGCAGAGCCGCCGCGGAUGUCAACGACGACAUGCUGGGGAGCCAUCUGCGGCUGCGCGCCGGGCCGAUGGCCCGCGCGCCACCGGCCUCCCAACGGAGCAUGGCCAGUGUUCGCCUUGUCUGCGACGAGAGCGAGGUCGCGCCGCACUGCGGGCCGGAUCGCAGCGAACCGGCUCGCUUUGAGGUUGUGGUCUCGGUUCGGGCCGGGCUGGGGCGAGCUGACGCCGACACCAUCGCCGACGAGCUCUGUGAGCUGCUGGCUCUCGCGCUGCUGCCUGUCGAGGAUGUCGACGAUCCGCAAGUCACGGUCCGCGACUCGACCGAGGUCUCGUCCGGCCUGGUUCUGGUGGUGAGCAUCGGGCUUCCGGCAACGAAGCAGUCGAUGAUGGUCCAGAUGGUGCUGAAGCAGUUGCAGAUCCGUGAGCUGCACGGCGAGGUCGAGUGCUCGCAGCGGCCCGGCGGGCCCAAGGCCGAACCCGCGGUUGCCGUCACGCUUGACGCAGUUGCGUCAGACAUGGCGCUGCAUGUCCUGGGCCGGGUUCGCCGCAAUGGCGUCGGUGCCACCUGGAUCGGGCCGGUCAUCGAGGCACUGCGCCACGCUAGCGUAACCGCCGACAUCUCGCUGGCGGCACCAGCCGACCUUGCCGACUGCCUCCCGCUUGGCGACGGCGAUGACUCGGACAACGAGAGUGAUGACGAGAGCGUGGAUGAGGGCGAGGGCGAGAGCAACAGGCCGGGUGCGGGCCGGGCCAGUAGCAUCCGACACCAGCUGCGCAAGCUGCUCAAGGCCAAGAAUCUUUGGGCUACACUCGCUGACAUGUUAAUGCCGUUCUUUGACAAGCUGCACGCAGCUGCAGGUGUCAUCGACGCCGCUAUGAGCUCAACCUCGGACUCGGUCUCGUCCGACGAUGACGACGACGGACCAAGCAUUGCCGACGCUAUGGUCGCCAUGCACGAGCGGCUGCAGGGCCUUGUCGCGGCUCGGUUGGUCAUCGGCAAGGGCACCAUGCUCGAGGUUACAUGCCGCAACUUUGACAUCUUUGGUCUCUUCCCGACAGCCUCCACGCUGCACGAGUACCGUGUGGCGCGGCGGAAUCGGGCAUCUGCUGCUGCGAGCACUGUCGCUGCUGACUGCGACGGUGGCGCGGCAAGUGACGACGGCCUGUACUGGGGCGAGUUCGGCGUGCGCUCGUUCAAAGUCACGCUCGUCGGCCCGCCCAAGUCUGGCAAGUCGACCUUGGUGGCGGCGCGGACUGCUGCAUCGACGUGGAGCCGCGCGAUGCGCAAAGCCGGGACCGGGGUGGCCGCGGGCGUGAGCCCACCGACCAAGGUCUCGUGCGUUGUCGACGGCGAGCCGGUCUACGCCCAUCUGUGGGAGACGCCCGGGGGGCGGGGCGAAGCUGCGUCAAAGCAGCGGACCAUGGCCGCCAUCAACACCGACGUGUUUGUUCUCGUGUGCGACGGCAACGAUGAGGCCUCGCUGCAGGCGGCGCUGGACAUGUGGAGCCCACAGCUCGGUCCGGCCCAGGCGAGCGCACCGUUUGUGGUCGCCGCCACCUAUGGCGCCCGGCGCGGACGCAAGGCGAUCAACCUGCGACAGGCGCGCAAGGAGGCGCGAACCGCUGGCGCGCUCCACUUUGCCACCGUCGAUCUGGACGACUGGCGCUCGGUGGACGAGCUCUUUGCCCUCGCCACCGAGGUCGCCGUCAACGCCGCCGCCGCUGCCGAGCCGAUCUCGCCGGCCUCGCCGAUGCUCCCUGCAGCACUCCAGUAG
Molecule: messenger RNA, 3591 nt
Organism: Thecamonas trahens ATCC 50062
Lineage: Eukaryota; Apusomonadida; Apusomonadidae
Exons: 2
Coding region: 1-3591 (1196 amino acids)
Molecular function (GO): calcium ion binding
Source: RefSeq, a predicted model, not a curated record